UUUUCAGUCUCUCUCUCUUUCCAUUUUCCGUCAGGGCGACCAUCCUCAUAUGCUCUAUAAAGCCUGAAAGAACGUGCCUUCGGCUUCUUCCUUUUCCGUCUCAUUCUCCCUCUCUGUUUCCUGCGAGAGACGAGUCUCAACCACCAAGAUCAAUGUCGACUCCGUCCGGCAAGAAGGGAGACAAGAUCCUGCAGAUUGUCCACCUAAAAAGGGUGCUGAAGAAAUGGCGGACCUUCUCUUCCUCCUCGACCACCGCCGUCAGCGGCAGCAGCAGCCCCUCCACUCCUACUUGCAGCAUGUCGCCCAAGAAGUUCAGGCGCCGUUCUUUCUCCUCACACGACGGCGACGAAGAGGAUGACAUCUACCGGGACGCCCACCGCCACCAACGUGAAGGCAAGAUCCCUGCCGGCUGCCUUCCUGUCUACGUCGGGUCGGAGCACCGCCGCUUCGUGAUCCCCACGCGCUACCUCAACCUCCCUGUCUUCGCCGCGCUUCUGAAGCAGGCGGAGGAGGAGUUCGGUUACCAGAGAAGCGGCGCCCUCGCCCUCCCCUGCGACGUCGGGUUCUUCGCCGCUCUCCUCCGCGCGCUCCAGAAGAAGGAGAAGGCAUUCGUCUCCCUUCCUCUCGAGGACGCCCUCCGCUUCGUCGCCGACGCCGAGGCUGGCGGCUGCAGCAAGCAAGCCGGCGCCGUUUCCUCCUAUCCUUCUCCAAACGACAAGGGUUUCCUCACCCCGUUGCUUCACAAAACCAGGGCCUAAACAUAGGGCUCUCUUUGGCGCUCCUACCUUUUUCGGUUUGGGUUCAAUAGCAGUGAAGGGAAAAACUAUGAUGCUUUCCUUCUAAAAGUCCUUUUUCCCUUUUCGUUUUCUUUUUCUGUAGAUCUUCUUCGCAAGUAUAGAAAGCAAUGUACCAUCCAUGAGCCCGUUGUUUUAAGGGUUCACUGAGAUGUAGUUUUCCUCUCAUCUUGUUUUUUCUUUUCUUCACCACCAUGAACCCUAUAACUCACAGUAAUGGAAGACAAUGUUCUUGACUCUUUUGCUUUCGGCUAUCACCGCUUUUCAUGAUUUCAUGUGUAUCAAAGGGGAUCGAUCCUUUCGUUUAUUCUCUGCCCAAGAUGGAAUAUGCAGUCUUGUGUUUUAUUCA
This is a messenger RNA of Nymphaea colorata (pocket water lily), 1143 nucleotides long. RefSeq names its product protein SMALL AUXIN UP-REGULATED RNA 10-like. The coding region runs from base 153 to 758 and encodes 201 amino acids. The transcript has a single exon. The record is from RefSeq and is a predicted model, not a curated record. Gene Ontology annotation, biological process: response to auxin. Lineage: Eukaryota; Viridiplantae; Streptophyta; Magnoliopsida; Nymphaeales; Nymphaeaceae.